This is a messenger RNA of Prorocentrum cordatum, 2565 nucleotides long. Lineage: Eukaryota; Dinophyceae; Prorocentrales; Prorocentraceae. The record is from the annotation of a GenBank genome assembly.
AUGGCGUCUGAGGAUAUGAGGAUCACUGAGGCUGCGAACUCUGAUGGGCGCGACCUCAAGUUCCCGCGCGCCAUGGAGAAAGGAGACGGCAAAGGCGGGAAUGGCAACUCAGACGUGUCUCGGCUCUUUGAUAUGCUCACCAACAUCCAGCAUGGUCAAGCCGCAUUAGCCACUAAAGAAGAUAUCCUUGGAGUGAAGGCUUCGCAAGCGGAGCACGACACCCAGCUCGCUGCCAUGAGUGAACGCAUUGCAGAUCUGGAGGUCAAAGCUCAGUCCAGCCAUGCCGAAGCUGUCGCAGCCGCCAAUGCCGAGGUGCAACGUGCCAUUACAGUCUCCAUCGAGCAGGUGAAGAAUGACGCGGUUCACAACUUUCAGUCAGCGUACAGUAUCAUUUUCGACUCGAAUUCCAACGCGAAGGGCUUCCUCACCAGAGCCCGCACCCUCGGUGUAACAUGGGACGACCCGACCAACCGAGCCACCAUCAAGCUGAAGAUUCGCAUGGACGCCCCGCCCGAGAUCAGGAAGGUCAACCGCGUGCUCGGCAUACGCUGGUCCAAGGUGAUGGAUGUGGCGCGCAACACGAACAAGUGGAAUGAUUCAUACAAGCUCGGCGCCCAAGGCUUCCGUGAGAAGCUCUGGUUGAUAUCUGGUGACGAGACGGCCGAACUAUUCGAGGUGAAGGGCUCUGACAGCGGGCAGAUGGACAUCAUGCCCAACACGGAUGAGCUCAAGAAGCUUGGCUUCACAGACGCAGUCAUCGCCAGCACCGUCGACGGCAUUUUGCUGACAUUGUCGGGUCUCAUCGAGAUGUCGAUGCGCUACCAGGUCGAAUUCGACGGCGGCGUCGUCAACGCGGGAGUCGUAUUCACAGCAUUGUACUCCACAACCAUGCACAUGCAGCACAAACAGUCAAUAUUCAUAGUGACCCUGGGUUACCGAUUCGGAGUGGGCGUCAGCAACUGGACCGAGUGCGGCAUGCUCUUUUGCCGCGAGCGCAGUGUUCAGUAUUUGUUUGUGGAGACUUUAACUUCCCAGCUGCUGGCGAAGGCAGCUGUCAGUUAUCAGGUUGAGCAGCCGCAGUUUACCCACAGGGUGGAGGAAUCUGUCGAGGGCCGCACGGCCGCCAAGUCGCUCGCUCGUCUGGAUCGCAUUUGCACGAGAAUCCCUACUGGCGUGUUGCUCGAUUUCGCGCCAUUCUCGGGCGUCCUUGGGCGCCCUGCUGACCCCAGCACACUUUCUGAUCAUGUACCUGUGCAUGUAGUUUUGGCCCCCAAGUGCCCCGACGGGAUCCUCGCGGUCAAGUCCUGGGUCACCAAGCAUCCUAUGUUCCCGAAGGUCCUGGGUGAGAUUCUGGAAGGGGCUGGCCCGCUCUCGGGGAAUCCCAUGGAGGCGGUGGAGGAAGUGAGGGGGGGCAUCCAGGCGGCAUCAAGGAAGGUCUUGGGCAUCUUGGAACAGCGCGGUGCUCAUUCGCUCCCAGAAUACGUGUCUUGGGCGUUGGCUACUAUGCGGGCCGAAAGAUCUGGGUCUCAGUCUGUCUUGAGGCGUGCCGUGAAGGCGUACCCCAGGCUCCUGCAGUUCUUUGACGUUGAGUCCUGUCGGUUCUCGGACUUUGUAGGCUUCCAUCACCUGCUGGCCUCGCUCAAGCGGCAGCAGAUCGAUGGCCAGAUCGAGCUUGUCCAGAAUGACCCCGACAUGUCCCAAUCGCGGAAACAACAAAAGACCAACACGUUAUACACCUACCGAUUUGCCUUGACAGCUCGUGGAGCUAGCAUUUCGUUGCAGGCGAUUGCGGACCCGCUCGGGGCGCCAAUUUUUGACCCGCGUGAAGCCUUUGCAGACGAUGUCGGCCUCGGGCCAGGAGACAUUGUCAUAGCCUUCUUCCUUGGCAUGAGCGUGUGGGCCCUUGCUGGCCCUGGAUUUCGAUUAUACGUCAACCUGGGCAAAACUGUAGUUUUCCUGCUCGGUAUGAGUCAGGCUGAUUUCCUGGCCGCGCUGGGGUACCACGGGCACCACUGGGACCAGCACGGCCGCGGCAGCAACGGCGGGGCGAGCUGGCGCGAAGGCCACGGGGACAGGCACGACUGGGGCCCGGCGCCGCCUUGGCCCGGCUCUGGCAGGGGCGGGGCGCUGCACGGCGACGACAUCGGGGAGGGCCAGGAACGCGUGUUCGGGGAGCAGCGGGUGGCGUGCCUCACGAGUGACCAGCUCGUCCUCGAGGACCGGUACAAGCGGUUAAGCUACCACCUGCACAGCGUCGUGGACGAGGCCGACGCGGGCAAGGAGUGCGACACGUGCUGCCUCGUGGUCUUCCUGCACGGCAUGGGCCAGUCGGAGUGGCGGCUCGGCGAGCAUGAGGUGCGCUGCGGCAUCCACCGGCGGCUGCGGGCCGCCGCCCCCGACGACUGGCGAGGUAACCAGACGAUGCGGACGCUGAUACUGGAGCUUUCCCUGCACAGCAAGAGCCCAACAUGGGUCGCUGGAUGGGCCUGCGGACCUGUGACGGGGACGAGGAGGGCUCCUGGGCGGCCAACUCGGACUACGACUGGGGCUUUCUGGACGUGCUGA